Mesorhabditis spiculigera is the source of this 744-nucleotide messenger RNA. Lineage: Eukaryota; Metazoa; Nematoda; Chromadorea; Rhabditida; Rhabditidae. The record is from the annotation of a GenBank genome assembly.
AUGAAGCGACUGACUUUUUGCCUAUUGCCACUCCUCCCCCUGGCGGCCGGCUUUCGGAUAAAACGCGAAUUUAUGUACGUAAACGCCGACAACCCGUCAGAUGCCGAUUGUUUUCAGCAAUGCAACGAAAAAUACGUGAGCGACUUUGAGUACAGCUUCAACAUCUCCACCGACGACUUCUACGACUUUCCCCUCCAUCCAUUGAUUCUAGAGCACUCGUCCUAUUUGUUGUUCUGCAAAUUAGCCAGCGACAAGACGAAAUGUUAUAUGGAUCGGUGUAAUGACAAGACAUCCGACGUGGUGUUCUCGCCGUCGAAUUUUAUCUGUGACUUCCGGCGGAAGUUGUUUUUGGAGGCCCGUCCCUGCCUUUCCGAAGCGGAACCGAUUACGUUCCUAAAAUGCGACCAGGAAUGCCAUACGGCGUUGCACAACGAGAAUUCGAUACGAAAUAAUUCGCUGUUUCGGGUAGAAGAAGUUGACGGCUAUGAAGAUGCGCUAUCGACACUCUGCACAUUCCAAAGCUGCUACCUCGAUUGUGCACUUCCGGUUAUUACCGAGGUGUGCAAGGCCGACGGGGCAAAGCUCGCGGCCGAUUUGCUGACGACAUUUGUGCACUGGCACGCAAACGACAUCUACGAAUGGCACGUCGUCUCGGACCGACUGCCGACGCUGCCGGCCAGCUGCUCCCGGCUGGCCGAUCACAAACCGGAAAAACCGGCCGAAAUCCAGCAGGCCGUCAAGUUA